AUGAACGUAGCUACUGCAUCUAAAGUGCGCCUACCCCCUGAAGUGAACAGAAUUUUGUAUGUGAAGAAUUUACCAUACAAAAUAACUGCAGAAGAGAUGUACGAUAUAUUUGGCAAAUAUGGAGCCAUUCGACAGAUACGAUUGGGCAAUACACCAGAAACAAAAGGCACAGCUUUUGUGGUCUACGAAGACAUCUUUGAGGCCAAGAACGCGUGCGACCACCUGUCGGGUUUCAACGUGUGUAACAGAUACCUGGUUGUUCUCUACUACCAGUCCACCAGGGCGUUCAAGAAGACAGACACAGAGAAGAAGAAACAGGAACUGGACCAGAUGAAGAGUAAAUACGGGUUGGCCACGCCGGAGAAUAAGUGAUCCAGUCCCCUCAUACUACUGUCCACCUGUACAUAGACUUGUCAUUUCAUCACUUCAUACAUCUUGUACCAUUUUUUUGCACUGAUUGUCAUGAUGUCACAUUCUAAAUUACUAAAAUGUGUUGAUAUCUGAAGAGGGGAAGGGGGAAUCUCUUCUUUUUUUUUUUUUUUAAUCACAUUUUUGUUAUCCUCACCCGUUUUUAAUGAGAUAGCACACGAAAGGAAGAACGCAAAUCACAAGUUUAAUUUCAUGUGCCCAAUGUCUCAUUUUUGUUGAUGUGAUGUAAUAAAUGAUUGUUAAUUUA
Molecule: messenger RNA, 676 nt
Organism: Aplysia californica (California sea hare)
Lineage: Eukaryota; Metazoa; Mollusca; Gastropoda; Aplysiida; Aplysiidae
Product: splicing factor 3B subunit 6
Exons: 4
Coding region: 1-372 (123 amino acids)
Biological process (GO): mRNA splicing, via spliceosome
Cellular component (GO): U2 snRNP; catalytic step 2 spliceosome; precatalytic spliceosome
Molecular function (GO): RNA binding
Source: RefSeq, a predicted model, not a curated record